GCUGCAGUUCCCUUGUCCCUCCCUAGUGCAGAGGAGACCGGAGACAAUGAUCGACACCAAGCUGGAAGAGAUCAGAGCGGCCGUCGCCGAAUGCCACGUCGGCAAGGACGGGUCCACCCACGAGGCCAGGCAACAGGAGAACGCCCGGCGAAUACGUGUUUUCAAAAAGCUCGACGCGUAUGCCCAGGAUCUCGUGCAACAGAUUGCCGCUGCUGCCUCGAAUGAGGACACCUCCAGGAUCGAGGCCUGCCAACGGGAGCUGGAUGCCCUGGCGUCGACGUUGGUGGUGAGGCCCGUUCAGCCUAAAUGUAGACCGCUGCUCGAGGCGUUAGACCUCAUCUGGCGGGUGCCUGCCGUCAUGCUGUUCCUCUUAUUCAUGGGAUUCGUGGUGUCGAUACCCCUCAUCAUGCUAACCAUGGUCGAGCAGCAGAUCUUUCUCGCACUCAACGGCGGCAGCAACGGGGGAGCGGGCAACAGCGGCGGCCUCUCGUCCAUACUCAUACGCCUGGAUUGCGCGUGGCUCCUGCUGCUGAUGGGGAUUCAGGUCCGGGCCGAGUUCAUGGGCGAGUCGCUAUCGCGCCCGGCGAUGCUCCUGUUCACCCACGUCAGCACCCUCGACGCCGUCGUCAUCUUGGGGACCUUGCCUCGGGCUCUGUGCGCGGUGGUCAAGGAGGAGCUGCUUGCCGUCCCCGUGCUAGGGUGGAUCAUGGCUUCGCGUGGCGCCAUCCCUAUCAACCGAGGUCAUCGUGCCUCCGCAGUGCAGGGAGCGUUCCACAUGCAGGAACAGCUGCAGUGGCCGGUGAUCCCCGUCACGAUUCACGGAGCGUACGAGCUGUUCCCUUUGAAGUGGAACGUAAAUCAGUGCGGCAAGGAAAUUCUGGAGGCCCUGGACCAGGCCAACGUGCCGGAGGCCGGCGCCGCCCUAGACCCUUCCCGCCGCGCGGCCAGCCUCGCCGCGACGGCCUUCACCUACUUGGCGGCCGCGCGCGCGGGGAAGGCUCUGGUGAGCUUCUCGCGGAGGGAGGGCGUGGCCGUCUGGGCGCUGGUCGCCGGGGCCGUCGCGUACGUCUUCCUCUCGACGGUGUUCGUGUUCUACGUGUACGCGAGGAAGUGCUUCAGCGCUCCGCGCCGUGUUGGUGUUCGUGGCGGGGGUGGUGCGGGGACGGUGUCUGGCGGGUUAGGGUUGACAGACGAUGGGGUGGCGGUGAAUGGCGGGGAGGGGCGCGGCGUUGGUACCGCGGAGCUCUCGAGAGGGGGAGAGGGCCGCAGACGCGAGGGCGAGUCAGACGUGACAGAUCAGAUGAAGGGUAGGUAAAAGAGGUCGAAUGUUCUGAUUAUGUAGGUGUGAGUGCCGGGCAAGACAGAUUGGAGCACCAGGCCUGCUUAGAGCGGUAGUGUCGGUCGUUUUAAUGGUGUAAGAACGACAUACAUGUGACUGGUGUGCCACCGGUGCCGUGGGGGAACGUUGGCGUUUUCGUGCUGUGUGUUUGUGAGGAGUUUGUUUGAAGAAGAGGAGUUAAAGAAAUGGACAAUGUCGUGGCGGCUUGGGGCGAACACAACUCCGCGUGGAUUGUACACUCGGCAGUGUGAUUGGCGAAGGUUGCUUUUGAUAUUUGUGCUUCCAAAGCGGAAGUAAUAACAGUAGUGAGAUCGAUUUGGGUUAACAUCUUUUGCCAGUUUUGACGUUAGUGCGCGUAUUCGUGUGGAGCGCCUGAAACAAAUCUGUGUUGUGGGCAACAGGACAGCGGCACGCGAGCUGCAGGAAGCGACGAACAGGCAGCCGGACCCGCAGAGCCAUUUGAGAGCAGAAUCAGAACACGGUGCUGUCGCACAUGCGCGCGCAAGUGCAUGCAUUCACGCUCGACCCACCGCUCUUUCCUUCAAGACACCUAUCUGGGGAUACAUUGUAGACUAUUUUCGCAGGAUGGGGCUUCCUAUAGGCUACAAUGGUGUAAACGGUUGAGGCCCGGACACGCUGAAAGAAACGGCCUGUCGCAUGUUGUAUUUGCCCGCCCCGUCGUGCUUUGCUACUACCUAGCCAACGAGAAAUGUGCUGCGGGUGGUGCAUUUUUUGUGGAGGGAGCUUGCCCGUCAACGUGCAGUUCGGGCUUCUCGUGUCGUGAGGGAGUUAAUUGAUGGGGGGAGGAGGUUGAGCUGGCAGCAACCGAUUGAUGUUGGUGUGUCCUCGUUCGUUGUCUACUUAUGUGUUGUAUUUGCUGUGCUCGUUGGGUACGUGGGCGAUGUUGCGGGCAAGGGGAGAUUCAACUGAGCACCGCGAAAUCAUUACCGUGGUCAUCUAGACUGUCGAAAUGCCCGCACUCCUGUAUGGAUGCGCCUGAGGGGUGUGAAGGGGACGACAGGCGAAAUCGACUCGGGCGACCCCCGUUCGUUGUUGGAGGAACUUGAGAUAGGCGAUUAGUACAAAAGCUCUAUUGGAACAAUCUCGAUAGGGAACGAGGAAGUAGGAAAUGGUUGUCCCUCUGACGCGUACGUAGGGGCUCGGAGAACGUCUUUGUGUGCAUGAUGGGAAGGAGGUAUUUGUUCGAGUUGUGCUCGUGCGCGUUGGACAAGCCUCUCGUUCCUUCGUAGCUCCGUAGGCUCCGCCCUGUGCCCACAUCUCCCGCAACGUGCUCGUGUUUAAAAAGCGACCGGCGAGAUGCCGCGCCCUUGCUUGCUACAGCGUUUUGGCGCACGCACGCAUAGCCAUGUUUGCAACGCUUGAAGAAAACCGCGGGAACGUGUUGCUCGCUUUCGGCCGCGAAUCGUUGGUACAUGUAGGUUUGACUGUGUGUUCAUGUACCCGUUUAUUUUCCGGCUUGCGCAGGCGUUGUUUGUUCCUUUGCAUGUUCAGCUGGGCUUCGAACUGCAAGGACUUUUUCGCGUGUGCCAGGACUUUCCUUGGGUCUUAACUUGGAGUGCUAACGUGAAGACAUUACGAACAGUAGCAGCAUCAACGAGGACGACCGACGAGCUGUGUUGUUUUUCACGUCGUUUCUCUUGUAUCAGUAGGGUGACAUGUCGAAGGUCGCCCGACGUAGCAAACAUCGUUCUACCACGUUGGCGUGUGGUGUC
Ectocarpus sp. CCAP 1310/34 is the source of this 3072-nucleotide messenger RNA. Lineage: Eukaryota; Phaeophyceae; Ectocarpales; Ectocarpaceae. The record is from the annotation of a GenBank genome assembly.